CAAUCUUCUGGUCGAGUAAUAUUUCGUGGCUCUUGGUCAAAUAACUGUUGUGCAUUUGAGUAAGAGUAUUGCGAAAUGUAUUUCAUCGUUCUGCUAUGCUACAGCCUACAUAAUUACUCGAAUUCUGACAAUUUCACUCAGUUCUAGAUCAAGGUUGGGAGCAAUUAUUUCGUCAGUGUUUUGAUACGUUUAUUAGUACAGUAUACUUCAUUUAAACUUAUAAAAUCAGCGUUAACAUUUAAAAAAAUAUGUCAGUAUUGGGAACAGCCUGCGAGGUUUUAGUUUCCUUGCACGGUAAUUUUCCUGCUGUAAGUGGGUCGUAAGUUGUGUCAACCGCCGGGCAUUGGGUCACGGUCAAUGUGUUCGAGACGGCCGCCAUGUGUGCACCGUGGCACUUCGUCGUGCUGCUGUUGCUGAGCGGCGCCAGCGCGUGGCCUGUCAUCAGGCCGUGGUCGAAUGGUUAUUUCGGCUAUGAUGGUACAUUGCUACGCAAUAAUGAUACCAAUCGUACCAGCAGAGUGCUCAACUUCUUCCCCAUCCCCGUCAGUGUGGAGUGUCCCUCGGAUGAUGGCCGCAGAACUGGGGUGUGUCUGAACGUGUAUGAGUGCCGGAUGCAGGGUGGCCGGGCAAAUGGACCGUGUGCCCUGGGUUUUGGAGUUUGCUGUGUCUUCACAGCAACUUGUGGUGCUGACAUUGUCAACAACAUGACCUACUUUGUCAGCCCAGCCUUUCCUGCCCUGUCACGUGAUGCAGCUGUCUGCAAUGUUCAAAUUCAGAAGGUGGCUCCCAGCGUCAGCCAGCUGCGACUUGACUUUGUGCACUUCAAUCUGGGGCAGCCGAAUAGACGGACAGGUGUGUGUGAAUCGGAUGUGUUUGUUAUGAGUGGUGGAGUGACCCAGAACCUGAAACUUUGUGGGCAGAACAGUGGCCAGCAUGUGUAUUAUGAUGUGGAGAAUGUGAAAGACCCAAUCAAUAUCGUUAUCAACCUGACCCACAACAACUUGUUCCGUAUGUGGGAGAUCAAGAUCAUACAAAUUGAGUUCACUGAACGUGCUCCUGCUGGCUGUAGGCAGUACCACCAGGGUAGCAGUGGAAUCAUCCAGACAAUGAACUUUGCAGAUAAUGGCCGUCACCUGGCAGACCAAGACUACAACAUCUGUAUGCGGCAGGAAGAAGGAAUGUGCUCAAUAGCGUAUGAACCAUGUGAUGAGAACUCCUUCAAGAUUGGACCCCCUGUUCUGUCAGACCCUGGCUCAGGAGAUGGCGGCAUCGGAGACAGUCGAGACUGUGAUGACAAGAUUGUGAUGCCAUGUGACUCGGAGGAAUUCUUAAUGCCUGAAUCCAGUGGACCUGGGGUCUGUGACCUGCUGCACUGUGGCAGCUCAUUCUGCAACCAGGGGGAGAAGCCCUGUCGCAUAGAGAGUAGUUCCACUCCUUUCAACAUCCGGGUGCAGUUUGGUCCAGGCAUCAGAGAGGAGUCUCCAGAAGAUAAUAUUGGCAUGUGUCUGCAUUAUGAACAACUGCCAUGUUAUGUGUGAUGACAAUUCGUAUCAUGUGCCUGUUAUAUAUUCAAACUGCUGAAGGAGUAAUUUAUUUUUAAUACUAAAUGUUUUACGUGUCAUUUGGUAGAAUGUGAGUGAGUCAGUCAUAUGUGGGUUUCACCAUGUCCUCAAUGAAAAUUAGUAUGAAACAGGAUAUUCUACAAGACAAGACAGGAACGCAUCCCGGGCCUAAAUCAAGGGCUACCUGUAAUUGAUCUUACAAAUACUGUGGUGGACUGGAUUCAUUUAACUCGGGAUAGGGAAUGGUGGCAGGCUUUUGCGAACACAGUAAUGGACAUUCAGUUCUAUUAAAGUCACAGAAUUCCUUGUCAAAGUGAGUUUCAGCUUUUCAAGGAGUCUUCCAUAGAGUUAGUAUUUUUAAAUAUUACAUUUAUAUAAAGAUCUAUCUCUGUUAUUACUACAUUUAUCAAUGGUUUGAAAUGGUUCAAACCAGUUACCAAAUGUUUUACAGCUCAUAAGGCAUUGAACUGGAACAGAACCAGGAAAUGAGAUUACUGUACAGUGUGAACCUAAACGUAACCUUAUUUCAAACAGUUUGAAGCCCUGCUGGUAACAGUCUUCAUAUAGGUUGUGGAUGAGGAUACAUAGCUGGAUGUUUCUCAAGAAUUGUAAACCUGAAUUUAUUCAACCAUCUUCUUUA
Messenger RNA from Zootermopsis nevadensis, 2202 nucleotides. RefSeq lists its product as uncharacterized. Lineage: Eukaryota; Metazoa; Arthropoda; Insecta; Blattodea; Termopsidae. The record is from RefSeq and is a predicted model, not a curated record.